CCUAUUAUAUAACAAAACAAAUGAAAUCCCAUGUCUAUAAUUCUAACAACAUUCACUUUUUAUUCAUUGAUUUUCUUUGUAGUUUUGGUAUCAUUUGUGAAUGGGAUCUUAUUAGAAGACCAUAAAACCUUAAUUUUCCACCGUUGUUCAUCUCAAAUGCUCCACGAUCCUCAUGGGAAAUAUUUGAAUGCACGAACAACACUUUUCGAGAAGCUACAAUCUCAGUCUUCUCAAUCUAAAUUUCAUACAACUUUUGUCAUGGUUGAGGAUCGCUAUGAAGCUUCCCUUUCAGGCAGAUUUCAAUGUCGUCAAGAUCUAGAUGAUCACAAAUGCAACGAGUGCAUGAAAUCCUUCCAAAAUGUCACAAACGGCUUAUGUGGUAGUUCCAUGGCAGCUAGGAUCCAACUCUCAGGGUGCCAUGUUCAAUACGAGGCGGACGGGUAUACCGGCAUUUUAAGCCUUGAUGAUGAAUUGAACCACAAGAAGUGUGGUGAAAACCAAGUUGUGGUGUCAAGUGGGUAUUUUGAGCAAAUGAGGAGCCAGGCAUUUGAGGCGUUAGAAACCGAGGCGGCCGAAGAUGAGGGUAAAAAUGGGUUUUACUCCAUGAAUAACCAUGAGGGAUUCCAUGCCAUGGCUCAAUGUGAGGUGGGUUUGGAAGCAUGUGAUUGUGCAAAGUGUAUUGUUGAAGGUAUUGAUGUUAUUGAGAAAGAGUGUGUGAGUUCAAUUUAUGGACAAGUUUUCUUGGGAUUGUGUUACUUGAGCUAUGAGUUUAAUCCACAUGAAUUUCAUGGGGAUGGAGAGCAAAAUAAUCGGAAUGGUUUUGGGAAGAUAGCGGCAAUUGCAAUUGGAGGAGUGGGCCUUUUAUUCAUUGUGUUUAUGUUAUUUCGAUGCCUAAAGAAGAAAGAUGAUGAUAUAUGAAGAACUAAUUCAUUUCAUUGCAUAAUGGGAGUGCGAGCUGAGCUAUGCAAAUGUUUUGAAAUUUUAUUUUUGGUUAAAGAGUUAAGUACCUAAACCAGCUAGCGGACAAGGAUACAAGCCUUUUUAUGACGUUUCUUUAUUAUUGUGUCACAUAAUUCAUGAUGUAUAUAAUAGAGAUAUAGAUUUGCUUUAAAAAAAAUAAUAAUAAAAUAGAGAUGUUGAUCUUA
This is a messenger RNA of Chenopodium quinoa (quinoa), 1145 nucleotides long. RefSeq names its product cysteine-rich repeat secretory protein 11-like. Gene Ontology annotation, biological process: transport of virus in multicellular host; plasmodesmata-mediated intercellular transport. Bases 31 to 918 code for a protein of 295 amino acids. The transcript has 4 exons. Gene Ontology annotation, cellular component: plasmodesma. The record is from RefSeq and is a predicted model, not a curated record. Lineage: Eukaryota; Viridiplantae; Streptophyta; Magnoliopsida; Caryophyllales; Amaranthaceae.